Messenger RNA from Drosophila subpulchrella, 645 nucleotides. RefSeq names its product cytochrome c oxidase subunit 5B, mitochondrial (gene COX5BL). Lineage: Eukaryota; Metazoa; Arthropoda; Insecta; Diptera; Drosophilidae. The coding region runs from base 96 to 563 and encodes 155 amino acids. The transcript has 2 exons. Gene Ontology annotation, cellular component: mitochondrial envelope. The record is from RefSeq and is a predicted model, not a curated record. Gene Ontology annotation, biological process: mitochondrial electron transport, cytochrome c to oxygen.
CAGGACCCUAGGCACAGUUUCAAUCCAUUUCUCUUGCCUAGAGGUAAGAUUAUCUCUCGCGACUUCCGUAUAUUUCGAAUUAAACUGCAAUAAAGAUGUCGUCCUACAUUUCGCGUCUACUCAAGGCACCGUCCGCCUCCAAGCGCCUUAUCUCGAAUUUGACCCAGCGCGAGGGUAAGCUAAGCUCCUUGCUGCGUCGCCUGGGAUUGCAACGGCAGGGGGGAGCAGCGGCUGCUCCCGGGACGCGUCCCAUAUCGACAACUCAGGUGCAAAAGUCUGCAUUGAUUGAGGACGAACAACUGGUCACCGGCAUCCAGAAGCGCGAGAUGCAGCUGGCCAAGCAGGGCUGCGAGGAUCCCUGGGGAUUCACCAAGGUCAUUAGGCGUGGCUCGGGGAGGGAGAACGAUCCCACAGAGGUGCCAUCGGCAUUUGAUGCCCGCCUCGUGGGCUGCCUCUGCCUGGACGAUCGUUUGCCCAAGUGGAUGUGGCUCGAGAAGGACGAGGGCCCAAAACGAUGCGAGUGCGGCCACUUUUUCGUGCUAAAGAACGUACCACCCGUCUAGAUCGACUACACAGAGCGCUGUACAAGUACACGGACACACUAGACAUGGUCUUCGCCGGGCAUUAAACACUGCAUGAUAUUAU